Messenger RNA from Oikopleura dioica, 2286 nucleotides. Lineage: Eukaryota; Metazoa; Chordata; Appendicularia; Copelata; Oikopleuridae. The record is from the annotation of a GenBank genome assembly.
AUGGAUGAUCAAAAAGACAACAAAUCGGAGGGCAAUAAAAUGGCCGAUGAAACUCCAAAACCUAGACCAAAUGCCUCACUUCUAGCUGGCCUUAUCAGCCAAGCUUUUGAUCCUUCCUUCAUUGGUCUCAAGAGGCCUAUCGAAAAUUCUGAUUCUGGAACCGAUGAAGAAGGGGCAGCAACUCAAGAGAAGCCAGAAAAUGGCUCCUCGAAAACGAAAAAGCGCAAGAAAAAAGACAAAGAUCUUCGAAAGAACAUUCGAAAAAUCAAAGACGACCUUGAGUUGGACAAAGAAACACAAGAUGCGCGAAAAGAAGAGCAAGAGCGUCUCGAGCGUCUUCGGAUGCGCAACUUUGUCGAUCUAUCAAGUGAUGGAGCGGAUCACGUCAAAAAGGCAAAGCCGGUUGAUGACGAUUCCGACGAUGAUAUCAUCUGCAUGGGUGAGGUCACGGAAGCGGCCGAGGAGGAGGAUACUGCCAAUUCUGGCAUGCAUACUAAUGACGACCAGAAUAAGCCUGAUCAAUAUGGCCGGGUCCUUGUGAAUGUAAAUCAUCCUCAAGACGAGGAAGGAGUCUACCUUGCAACGCAGAUUCAGGACAAAAUCAAACCCCAUCAAAUCGGCGGUAUAAGAUUCAUGUACGACAACACAAUCGAAUCUUUGAAAAGAUGCAGGAGUUCUGCAGGCUUUGGCUGCGUGCUUGCUCAUGCGAUGGGAUUAGGAAAAACGCUUCAAGUAAUCUCCUUUGCUGAUGUAUUUCUCCGUCACUCGGGGCAUAAAUACGUGAUGAUUAUCGUGCCAGUGAACACUAUUCAAAAUUGGAAAUCCGAAUUCGCUACUUGGCUGCCUGAAAGACCUGCUUCUUCACCCCCUGAUCCGAAAAUUUCCUACAGAACAAGCCCAGUUUAUUGCGUGGAUGAACGGUGCAAUUCUACUGACGCUCGACUAUCAUUAAUAAAAGGCUGGAGAUCGACAGGAGGAUGCUUGAUCGUCGGCUAUGAAACAUUUCGAAUACUCGUUACGCCCAAAAAGGUGAAGAAAAACUCCCCCGCUCCGGAUCAGCAUCACGUUAUGAUGCUACAGGAAUGUCAGAAUCAUCUUCUCGACCCUGGUGCAGAUCUUGUAAUUUGCGACGAAGGACACAGAAUCAAAAACGAAAAGGCAGAAUUGUCGAAAGCUCUUUCGAAGAUUCGUACAAAACGGCGAGUCAUUCUGACUGGAACGCCGCUGCAAAAUAACCUAAUCGAGUACUGGACAAUGGUCGAUUUUGUUAGGCCUAGGCUGCUCGGUUCAAAGAACGAAUUUCAGAACAUGUUCGUUGCACCUAUUACCAACGGUCAAGCAAAGAACGCGACACCAGAUGAUCGGAGACAGAUGAAAUAUCGCAGUCAUGUUCUUCACGAGCUUCUCAAGGGUUGUGUUCAGCGCCGGUCGCAUGCUGUUCUUUGUCAUGAUCUUCCUGCAAAGAACGAAUACAUUCUGAUGGUUCGCCUGAGCCAGCAGCAGAUUCCGUACUAUCAAAAAUUCACGCAGUUGAAGAACGACGACAACGAAGAAGGGUCGAUGAAUGCUGUUGUCGCUCACGCAACUUGCUCGAAGAUUUGGAAUCACCCGGAUCUGCUGUAUCGAACCGCUGUCCAAGGAGAUGACUCUGACGCACGUGAGCUUGAUGACGAGUUUGACCAUUUCGAUGCUGGCCUCAUUAAGCCCAAAGGAAAGCCAAAGAACAAGAAGGAGCUGAAAGCGUCCGUGGAAUGGGCCCGCAAGAGCGGAAUCCGGGAAGAUUACAGCCCUGGCCACCCAGAAGCUGGAUUCAAGGUUCCCCUUCUCCUCAACAUUUUGCGCAAGUCAGCGCUCAAAGGGGAAAAACUUAUCUGUUUCUCUCAAAGCCUGGGCACACUAGAUCUGCUAGGAGAUUUCAUCACAGCAGACCCUACACUUCCGCUGAUGCCAGGUGAGCUCAACUGGGCCGGCCGUAUUAUGCGGAUAGAUGGCUCCUGUGGCUCAAUGGAAAGGGAGAAGAUUAUAAAAAAAUUCACCGAUUUUCCUUUGCCGUCAAUUUUGCUUAUUUCGACGCGCGCCGGCUGCGUUGGAAUCAAUGUGACAGCUGCGACCAGAGUGGUAAUGUUUGACGUCUCUUGGAAUCCUGUUCAUGAUGCACAAGCUGUUUGUCGCAUUUACAGAAUCGGCCAGGAGAAAGCUUGCUUCAUUUACAGGCUGGUCGCCGAUGGCUGUAUGGAGAGGGCGAUUUACGAGCGCCAGGAUAACAUUUGCUUUUUUGGUUAUUAG